AUGCAUUUAGAAAAUCCAAGAAUUCAAGAAAGAGGGGAGGAGGAUUUUGAAAAUGAAAUAGAAUUCUUUCUGGUGAAAUUAUAUGAAAUUAACAAUGAAGAGGAAGCUACGUCUUGUAAAAUCAACUCUUUUAAGAGGAUGAAACUAAUUAAAGGUAGUGAGUUUAAGAAAGUCAAUUUGGAGAGAACCCGCCGUUUGGUUACUCAUCUAUGCAACCAUGGACAAUAUCAAUUUCUUUAUGAUACAUUUAAAAAGAACUAUUUUGAAGUUUGGACCGGUAAUAUGCAGAUUAUCCAACAGCACGAGUUGCUUUCAACGAUUCAAAGUAAGGUUCAAAAGAUAAGUGGAAGUCUGGAGCUCACAGAGUUUAUAUAUAAUGCUUUGUUUGACCAGGUUGAUACCAGGGAGUUGGCCAAAAAUGGGAUCCUGAAUGACUACUUGAGCAUGUUCACAAGGUUUUGGUGUCAUCAUAAGAGAUCUACCCAAAUCAUAUGUAAUGUAUAUUUAACUUUUGACUGCAUGUAUAAGCGGUAUAGAGCAGCUCUGAGUGAUUUGAAUAAGGAAAAUGAGUACCUUGGUUUUGUUCAAAAUGCCAACUCUUUCUUAAAGUCCAUUAUAUUAUGUCCGCAUCCUACAACAAGACAACCACAGAUAACAGAAUAUCUACCGAUCUCCUUGGUGGGAACAUUAUUGUCAUUAUUCGUGUUUUUGAAUGAAAUCAGAGAUUUUAGCCAUACCUGUAGCAUUUCCAUUAGUGAAGGACUGAAGAAAGCAGUUAGAGGCAAGUACGAAAAGACUUUCUUUAUGCUCAGAAAGACCUUUGAAAUGUUUAUUGGAUUGGAAAUAAUCAAUGAAGAUCUUAAGAAUUUGUACCUAGAAAUCUUGAGGAGGUACUAUUUAAAGAUAUUAGAGGUUAAGAAAUCUCUGGGUUUUAAGGAUUUUGUCAACUUUGUCAGAGAAUCUUUAGAAUUUGAGAAAAGCCUGUUGGUUACUCCUAAUAACAAGAAUUUGAUAUUUAGCAACAUUGAGAGCUCUGAAUCGAAGCUCGGUACCUCUCUCUUAUCUUUCAUAAACCAAGAUCAAAAGAUUCCUCUUAACGUUUUUGGAGACAGUUCAUCAUCAGAUAUUUCCAGUUUUCUUCAGCAUAGAGAAUACGAUACGAGCUGGGACCUAUUUGUUUUUAAAGUGGAGCUGAACAUCCUGGAAGUUCUGGUUUCUGACGAAAUCAUUCAGUAUUAUUCCAAAAUCAACCAGGGAAGAAGCUGUUUUACCAUGCUUGUGGCUAAUGAAGAGUUUGAGAUUUUGACUUUUCUUUUCAACGUGUUCAAGAGGAAGAAUAAAGAACAACUAUUUAGAAAGGAGCUAGAAAGGUGUAUAGUAGAGCAAGGAUUUGAUCUAGUCAGACAACUAACCAAGUACCGAUUCUUAGAUCCUAGUGAAAUGAAAGAUUGCAGAAGGACCAGCUUUAUAUUUAAGACUUACUUGGAGAAUCUGAAAGGUUUAUUAGAACUUUACUUAAAGGUUGAAAGAAUCUGGAGAAAAUCUUUUAUUGAAGAUGAGAAAAUUCGUAAUUUGUGUAUAAAUGAAGCUUGGGUUCAGAUCUUGAACUACAACGAUACCUUAGCUAAAGAGAUAAUGCGAGGAUUUUCGUUAUUAAUUCACCAUAUAUUAGUUAAAAGUUAUUACUUCCACGAAGGAGACAAUGCAGAUUUGAGGUCUGGUGGCACACAAAAAAAGCUCUCUAGAGUUAAUUUGGACAUAAUUAACUGGACUCUGAAUCCUUCAAGCGGGAAUUCUUUGGAAGAAGCUUCUACUGGUUAUGAUAUUAAGACUAGAGAAUAUUUCGAGAGCAUUAUUUACUUGUUUAAAUGCAGUAAUUUCAAAGAAUACUUCCAGAAAUACUAUCACCAGCUGCUGUCUCAGAGAAUAGUUUACUAUUUUACAAACAAUAGAAUUGGGUUUGGAGGUGAUCAAAGAGAAAUCUUUAAAUACUACUACGGCUGGAGUAAAUCCCCAGCUUUGGAUAACAACAUUGAGAUGCUAAUGAACAAAGUUGAUAUUUAUGAGAUUUAUCUCAUGAAGUUACUGUACAAUGAAUGUGGUUAUACUUUUAUUAAUAAGUCCAACUUUGUGAUUAAAGACUGGUUUGCCUGUCAGUCUAUCUUUAAAUUCUAUCUACUAGAAUCUAUUGGACAUAAGAUGGUACCUUCUAUUAAUAAUGCGAGAAAUUGCCAUUCUGAGCCCCUUUCUCUGAAAGAAAAUAUAAACACUCGAGUAAAUUUUGGUGGUUUUUCUCAGAGAAAAAAAAAGAUUAUGAAAUCUUUGAAUUCACCUCUUUGUGAAGAAAUACAUUCAUGGCUUAAAUCAGAAGAUCUUAAAAUUAGGUUUGAAGCUUCAUCUCUGGAUUGUGUGGGGUUGACUGAAAAUGACGAAGGUGAUUUUGUAAUUUCUAGUGGUAUUCCUCUUGAAAUCCAAAAAAGCCAGGAAAAUGAGGAACUUGGAAAAGAAAUAGUCCUUAGAAACAUCCAAUAUGAUGUUCCAUUUUCCUUAAUUGUAUUAUCUUCUACAAAUUGGCCUUUAAGAAAUUUCAAUAAUGUAACAGAUGGCGCCAAAAAUUCCAAUAUUUUAAAAGAACAAAAUUACUUAUUAAAUUUUCUGGAAUGUGAAUUAUUUUCUGAACAAAAAGAAAACUUAGAUAUACAAUGUAUUAGUAAUGAAAUGCAGCUCUAUCAACAAUUUUAUACGAAGAUUUACUCAAGAACUUUGACUUGGUCUUAUUUUUUGGGUACCUGUAUACUGGAUUAUUGCAUGCAUGCAAAUUGGCGCCAACGUUUAAAAAUGAUUUUAACAUUACAACAGGGAGUUUUAUUAUUAUGUUUUAAUGAGAAGAAUUCCGUGGGAUUGAGUGGAGAUCAAUAUUUAGUUUUGAAAGAUAAUAUUGACGUGCUGUUUAAUGCGAGCAAACUAUUAAUAGUUCAGAUAGGGUUGGAAGGGGAAGUAAUAGAAGGAGAGAUUGAUUUACCGCCACUUUUAAAGUUGCAUGAAGAGUAUAGAGGUCAAGAUAAUGUGAGGAUAGAGUACAAUGUAGAUUUUGACAUUGCAAUAAGAACUCAAAUAGAGUCUGGAAAAUUUGAUCAAUCAAGUGAAUAUUUGCUUAAUUAUGCAUCAGGUUUGAAUACUAUGGAUUUUUCUUCAGACUUUAACUUGGAUUAUAUAUAUAAAGAAAAAGAUUAUUUGGAUGAAAAUAUGAUUAAAAAUCAGAAAGGAGGAACAGAAGAAGAACAGUACAGCUUUGAGUAUGAUAACUUAAAUAGUAAUAACUACACUUGUCUAUUUAAAAACAAUAAGUACCGGAUAGAGGCAAUAAUAAUGAAAUUCUUAAAGCAUAAGCAAAAAUCACCACUUCUUAAUAUAAUACAAGUAGUAAUGAAGGAGUUGUCUUUGAAUAAAGAUGAUAGUGGUGAUAGUAUUCAAGACAAUAAGAUAAUCAGUGGAGAGAUCUUGAAGAUUUUGAACUCUUUAAUACAAAGAGAUUUGAUAGAGAUUGAUUCAGAAAAUGAACAAUUUUAUAAUUAUAUACCUUAA
Molecule: messenger RNA, 3585 nt
Organism: Cryptosporidium ubiquitum
Lineage: Eukaryota; Apicomplexa; Conoidasida; Eucoccidiorida; Cryptosporidiidae
Product: cullin domain-containing protein
Exons: 1
Coding region: 1-3585 (1194 amino acids)
Biological process (GO): ubiquitin-dependent protein catabolic process
Molecular function (GO): ubiquitin protein ligase binding
Source: RefSeq, a predicted model, not a curated record